This is a messenger RNA of Gryllus bimaculatus (two-spotted cricket), 969 nucleotides long. NCBI's taxonomy places the organism in Eukaryota, Metazoa, Arthropoda, Insecta, Orthoptera, Gryllidae. The record is from the annotation of a GenBank genome assembly.
GAAUUGGGUCUUUUAUUUCUCACUGAAAAAUGGGACAUUUGUGCAAUGAGGUUAAUUACUACAUCGACAAGUGAGUGUGAACCAGGACUGAGGACUGUGGUUGUGUUGCAUCCAGAUUGGCCUUUCAUAGUGGCAGUGGGAGGCGUGGGCGCUGCCCAACGGGACGCGCGCGGCCGGCGCCCGCGGGCGGGCGCCGCGCUGUGGCUGGCACCGCGGCCGCCGGACUGCUGGUGGCUGUUCGGCGGGCGAGCCGCCCGGCCUGGCACGGCGGGCGUCGCCGGCGCCGCCAAGCCUACUGCGACCUGUCGGCGCUACGACCGCGGCGGCGCGUGCCUGGAACGCGCGUGCUGUCGGCGGACGGGCGGCGCAGCGGGCCCAAGGCAUGCUGCUGCUGCCGCUCCAGCGCUGCAGAGAGAGGACGACGGCACGCGGGCGAGGAGCCGCGAAGCCGCUGGCGGCGGCGCGGUCACUGGCAGGCGAGCGGCGGCCGCGGCGGCGGCGGCGCGGCCGCCGCGGCGGCGGUUCAAAGGACGGGAUGGCGCCGGCCGCAGCGGGCAGGCGGGGAGGCGGUCGGGUCGCAAGCACGCCUUGACGGAGGCGUCGCCCGCCCUGCUGUGCGGUCGCGCUGAUCCACAGGACCCGCAGAAGCGCUCCCUGGCGUACUACGACCCGCGCAACCGGCGCAGCAACACGGUGUGGCAGCUGGAGCUGGUGGACCGCGUGUGGACGGCGUACAUGUGCUGCUGCGACCGCACCGACGCGCGUCGGGCCCGCCGCGGGCCGCGUCGCCGCUCGGCGCCAAGCCGGCGGACACGCCCCGACGCGCCGGCAACGCUCAAGACGCACGCCGGCCCGCACACGCGCCCCGCCGCCGCCGAUGCGCCACGGGUGGAGCCUAAGGCUAGGUGUCAUCUUUCUCUUCUCGACGCCAUUGCAGAGGAGACAGCAGAAAAUCUUAAACAUUCUUAA